AUGGUUGUUGAAUCAAUUUCAAUACCACCGAUUCGUAGAAAUUCAUCAAAUACUCCAACUCCAACGCCUUUGGCGCUUACAGAAGAUAAUCCAAUUUCACUCAAAGUUUCAAAAAUUUUAAUUUGUCCUAUUGAUGAUGUUAAAACUAAAUCUGCAUUAGAAGCACUUUCAGAAUUUUAUACCUCAAAUUCUGUAACUGAACGUAGAAAUUUGAGAGGGAAUAUUGAACAGAAAGCUAUCGAAACUAACAGAAAUUUUCUGGAGACUUUUGGUAAAGUUACGGAGCAAUUGGCAGUUAUAGAAUCAGAAAUUAAGAACAUGAAUAAUUUUUGCGAUGAAAUUAGUAAAAGCCUAGAUUCUGCAAAGCGUCAAACUGCGUUAUUAUUGGAACAAAGCGAUAGUUUAAAGUCACAACGAGAAAGCUGUAAGACUCGCAAGAUUUUAAUAGAUGCAUUUUUAGGAAAAUUUACACUCUCUGAAAAAGAGGUUGCAACCUUAUUCUCUCCUGAUUCAGGAAUAGGUCCAGGAUUUUUUGAAGUAUUGAAACAUCUGCAACAAAUUCACAGUGAUUGUGAUGCAUUGUUGAUUACAGAAAAUCAAAGAGCAGGACUAGAAAUUAUGGAAAGAAUGAAUUCUUAUCAAGAAACAGCUUUUGAUAAAUUAUACCGAUGGACUCAAACAGAGUCUCGUUCGUUGGGCCGAGAUACACAAGAAGUUCCUAUAACUUUAAAACUUGCAUUGAAAACUUUAAAACAGCGACCUGUGUUAUUUCAAUCAUGUCUUGAAGAACUCGUUUACAUUCGAAGAAAUUCAAUAAUACGCGCAUUCACGGAUGCUUUAACUCGAGGUGGUCCUGGGGGCACUCCUCGUCCAAUCGAAUUACAUGCACAUGAUCCUUUACGUUAUGUAGGUGAUAUGCUUGCUUGGAUUCAUCAGACGGUUGCUAAUGAAAGAGAAUUUUUGGAAAGUUUAUUCGAAGUUAAAAAUGAAAGUGAGCAUUCGAAUGUUGAAAAUUUGGAUAAAGAAAGUGAUGAUAUCGUUAUUCAGGAUCUAUUAGAUCGUGAUCUUGAUGGGACGUGUCGUCCAUUAAAGUUUCAAUCUACUGUUAAAUAUGAGAAAUUACAUUCAUUAUUCUUUGAGAUUGAUCUUUUAUACGAAUUUUGCAGCAUCACGGAUUCAGCGUCCAGAGUGUUUUUUAAUACACUUAAUAUGCAAGCCGAACAACUAUUACGAUAUAGACAAACCCCAGGUGUGGACUUAAUGCCACCGCCUGCAGUGAAAGAAACAGUGUUGCAGUUGAAAGAAAUAAUGGCAUCAUAUGAAACAUCUUUGGUCACUGCUACAGAACGUGAAGAUGAUUUCCGCACAAUUUUAGAUACUAUAUUAGAUCCUUUGUUUCAAAUGUGUGAAUUGGGUGCAAAUGAUUUACCAAAAUUUGAUAAGGCAAUUUAUAUGAUAAAUUGUCUUCAUUAUGUGCAGUCAUCUUUAACUCCAUACUCAUUUACACAUGGUAGAGUUAUGUCACUAGAGAGGCAAAUUGAGGAAAACAUGGAAAUAUUAGUAGAUGGACAGUACGCAAAUCUUUUAAACCAAUCUGGACUAGGACCAAUUGUCCAGAUUAUGGAAACAAAAGAUGAAGAU
Dentiscutata erythropus is the source of this 1641-nucleotide messenger RNA. Lineage: Eukaryota; Fungi; Glomeromycota; Glomeromycetes; Diversisporales; Gigasporaceae. The record is from the annotation of a GenBank genome assembly.